Messenger RNA from Centrocercus urophasianus (Greater sage-grouse), 2459 nucleotides. RefSeq names its product ubiquitin associated protein 1 (gene UBAP1). Lineage: Eukaryota; Metazoa; Chordata; Aves; Galliformes; Phasianidae. The transcript is spliced from 8 exons. Gene Ontology annotation, cellular component: ESCRT I complex. The coding region runs from base 73 to 1623 and encodes 516 amino acids. Gene Ontology annotation, molecular function: DNA binding; ubiquitin binding. Gene Ontology annotation, biological process: ubiquitin-dependent protein catabolic process via the multivesicular body sorting pathway; regulation of DNA-templated transcription. The record is from RefSeq and is a predicted model, not a curated record.
CGGCUGGCGUAGGGCCGGGCGGUGGGCAGGGGCUGCGGGGACUAUUGCGAGCCAGGGGCUGGCAGGUUCUAAAUGGCUUCUAAGAAAUUGGGAUCCGACUCUCACGGGCCUUUCAGCUAUCUUGAUGAUGUCCCAUUUAAGAUAGGAGACAAAUUUAAAACCCCUGCGAAGGUUGGACUACCCAUUGGUUUCUGCCUGCCUGAUUCUUUUCAGCUUGUCAGAGAAGCCCAGUAUGACUUCUCCCUGGAAAAGAAAACAAUUGAGUGGGCUGAAGAUAUCAAAAAAAUUCAAGCUGCCCAGAAAGAAGCUGAACGCAAGGCUGAAGAAGCAAUAGCAAACUCAAAAGUUGCUCCAGAGGACAACAGAAUGGGGUUCCCAGAGGGGCCUUGCCCCGAGGCCAUGCCUCCACCUAUUAACCCCAUACUCGCUAGUCUGCAGCACAAUAGUAUUCUUACCCCUACUCCAGCCAACAGCAGUGCUGUGAAGCAAAAAGUUCUUAGUCCACCUCAUCCAAAAGCAGAUUUCAACCCAGCUGAUUUUGAAUGUGAAGAAGACCCAUUUGACAAACUGGAAUUAAAAACUAUUGAUGAUAAGGAGGAAUUAAAAAACAUUCUUGAAAUUCAUGUUGGUACUACUGGGCCAGUUGUUGCCCAACUGUUAGAUAACAGCUUGCCCAAAGGAAAGUCUGAGUCUGUGUUACAAGAUCAGGAAGUUUUGGCAUCCAUAGAAAGGGCCGCGUUGGACCUCAAGCCCCUUCACAAACCCAAUGGCUUUAUCACUUUACCGCAACUGGGAAACUGUGAAAAGAUGUCCUUGUCUUCCAAAGUGUCCCUGUCCCCUAUCACUUCAGUGAGCAGUAUCAAAUCCCUGUCCUUUCCUAAACUUGACUCCGAUGAGAGUGAUCAAAAGUCGUCAAAGCUCAUGGGCACUUUUCACAGCACUAGUUGUCUCCGCAAUGGCACUUUUCUCAGCUCUUUGCAGGCCUGUGCUCAGAAUAAAGCUAGCGAACUGAAUGGACACCACAUGGUUGAUCUUUCUGCUGUAAACGAGGACAGUGGAAUGGAGACAUCUACCUUAUCCUCUUCAUCCAGACUGCCGUCCCUGGCUUUGUCGACACUGUGUGCAGAAGAACAAAGCGCAGUGACCACGGUACACCCAGACAAGGAGACAGAAAUCCCUAUGGUAACACACCAAAAUUUCCCAGUGUCUAAAGUGCCCAACAACACGACCUGCACAAAGCAGUCGGGUGUUCCUUUUCCGGAGUUACAGCAGGCUCUCUCUGCUAGCGAGAGGCAGUGCGUAGAGACAGUUGUCAACAUGGGAUAUUCACCUGAGAAUGUCCUGAAAGCCAUGAAGAAGAAGGGGCAAAACAUAGACCAGGUUUUGGAUUACCUGUUUGCACACGGACAGCUUUGUGAAAAGGGCUUUGAUCCACUUCUUGUUGAAGCGGCUUUGGAGAUGCACCAGUGUUCAGAGGAGAAGAUCACGGAACUUCUCCAACUUAUGAGUCAAUUUAAAGAAAUGGGCUUUGAACUAAAGGACAUUAAGGAGGUCUUAUUAUUACAUAACAAUGACCAGCAGAAUGCUUUGGAAGAUCUAAUGGCCCGUGCAGAAGCCAGCUGAAGCACAUUCCUGAGUUCUUGGCGUGCAAUGGAACAGCCCCACCACCUUCACGUUCAGUGUGACUUGCUCUCAGCAAGGAGUCCAGUUUUUUGCGUACAUGGGAAAGUGAAUGAGCAAGCCUGCCUGCGUGCAUCACUCCAGCAUUUCUCUUUUCACUGGGAGCCAACUUUCUUUCUUAAAUUAAAUUUUUGAAGUGUCCUUUCCUAAGUUUCCUUUUUCCAGCUUGGCCACGGAGAUUUUAGACUGCCCAGCUGCUCUACUGGAAUUGUAUAUAGUCAGAGACAAGAGUGGUCCUCCUCACUGUUGCACUGGAGUUGGACAGGGGAUUACUAAAUUUGUUCUGAAACAUAUAAUGCUUUGGUUCUUUGAAGCUGCUUUCUUGGUGUCUGCUUGUACUGAAUUACUUGACUGUGUCACAGUCCAGAUUAUCGGGUUAAAUCUGACCGUUAGUGCAAUGGAGUUUUAUUUUUUGAUUGAGAGUUAGUCUGUAACUUAGUGAAACACUGGUUUGGAAACUGUCGCCAUGCAUAAAGAGAGAAGCUGUUCCUCUUGUUUCUUCUUUAACUCAUGCAUCCAACACUUCUGCAGACGUAAGUGUCCUAUGCUAAGUGGUUAUAAGUUCUCUUGAAAUAUAACCCAGACCUGCAAUUUGUGGUGGUUCUUGAACCUGAAGGCAGAGAGCUGGGGCUCAGUAUUCUUAAUCCCCCUGGCUUGUAAGAUAUUUAAGAAAAUGCUCUGCUAGGAAAUCAGUUAUCUUUUGUUCUAAAUAAUAUUCAGUGUGAUGCAGGAGGUUUCUUUCAAGCACUUUCUUUAAAAUAAACAUACUUGCUGCAUUA